Symbiodinium natans is the source of this 1830-nucleotide messenger RNA. The record is from the annotation of a GenBank genome assembly. Lineage: Eukaryota; Dinophyceae; Suessiales; Symbiodiniaceae.
AUGGUCUGCAUUCGAGUGGUUCGCUUAAGUGGGGAAGUCAUGGAGAUCCCCGUGGCCCUGCCACGAGACGAACACGUAUGCGCGGGAUACGUGAAGAUGCACCUCGCAAAAGCUUCCCCGCGCCCACCCACAGCCUGUGUGGUCCGGCUGAUCGGCACCGAUGCGAAGGAGAUCGGAAACACUGAGCAACUCACUUGGGAAUGCCUGGAACAGGGAGUGCUUCAGCAUGCGCUAGUGGACGUGAUGUCCCUGGCCCCGCGUUUGCUGAAUGUGGAUCCAUUCCAUCUCAUCUUUCCUGCAGAUCCGAAGAAGCUGAUGGACCCAUGGCUUGUCAUCGACCUCGCCCUCGACAUUUUCGAGAAACGGGGUCGUGAUGUGGAUGUUUGCCAGCGGUUCUUCUCUGCUUGGACAGAAGCAGUCCUGGGUACAUCGAAAGAGGAAGCAAAUCAGGUUGAGCCGGACGGAUGCACAUGGCUCACCAGAAUGCUCGCCCUUUGGGAUGAACUUCGGCGCCGAAUUGUGCAAAGUCAGCCUUGGGAUGGGCCGCCAAAUCCAUUCGGUGCAUGUGCCCUUCCUGCAGUCCACAUGACGACCAUUCGCUUUGUGAAGGACAAGAUGCAGGUUCAGACUCUCGAGCAGACUUUCCAGACGGUCGGGGGCGUGCUCGUGGAGGCAACGUCCCGGGAUCCCAAUGCACUGAACUUGGAGCCAUUCCAUGUCGUCUUUCCGGCAGAUCCGAAGAAGCUGAUGGACCCAGCUCUCGUCAUCAACCUUGCCCACGGCAUUUUCAAGACAAGGGGUCGUGAUGUUAUUGCUUGCCAGCAGUUCUUCUCCGCCUGGACAAAAGCAGUCAUGGGCACAUCGAAAGCGGGAGCAAAUCAGGUUGAGUCAGAUGGGCGCACGUUGCUCACCAGAAUGCUCGUGCUUCUGAAAAUUGUUCAUGAAGCAGACGAGCCUUCCGAUCACCCAAGGCCGUCAGAGUUCGGAGAUGACUUUCUCAUGCCGGCCCAACAUGCCAUUGUGAUGACGAUGAUUUGGCUUGUAAGAAAGAAGCUCCACAUUCAGACGGUAGAGAAGACCUUCCACGUCUCCCCCUACGAUGGGAUGAUGAAACUCCUCUGGACCUUCGUGCAGGACAAACUCUCAUUACCACGAGGGGCUGGGCAUCACGCUGGUCUCGUCGAGGGGUAUGGGGCAGACCUGAUGCUUGCAUUGAUCCAGAGAGGCCUUCCCAGGAGGUACUGGGCAGGCUGCUUCGGCCCUUUCGACGACAACCUCCUGCAGUACAUCCUCGAAUCAACAUGCAAACCAGACCCGUAUGAACAUACUGAGGCCGAAGGAAGACUGAGCGUUGCUCUUGCUAAGAAGUACACUUUGGAAGAGUUGUGCCACCAGAGCUCCGACGGUUACAAUGCACUCUUCUACGCUGAGCGAGUUGCUCGUGAAAUUGAAGACAGAUGGCCAGUGAAUGCUCCACACGGUCUCAGGAUUUGGGUCCAACUUCGUGACGUUAUUAGGGAGCAGCUGCAAGUGCGUGCGGGGGAGUUUCAGGGCACAUUGUGUGAGUUGGCUGCGCUGGCGGGAUCGGUGAGGAUGGCCUUGGGCGGCCAGUCCCUUCCGGCGUUUGAUGAACAGCUUUGGGCCCGGGCUUCAGUGAUUCGUGAGCAGUGGUUGAGCAUGGGAUGGCACUUUGCCAGAAAUGACAGGCACGGACAAACCUCGGAGGUCGUAAGUUGGCAUCUCCAAGCAGCUCGCCAGGGCCAGGGGGGCAAGGAUGCAUCUCACGAGCCACCCGCCAUCGCAAAGACUUCUGUGAGGCGUGCCUUGUAA